Messenger RNA from Pomacea canaliculata, 2081 nucleotides. RefSeq lists its product as uncharacterized. The coding region runs from base 344 to 937 and encodes 197 amino acids. NCBI's taxonomy places the organism in Eukaryota, Metazoa, Mollusca, Gastropoda, Architaenioglossa, Ampullariidae. The record is from RefSeq and is a predicted model, not a curated record. The transcript is spliced from 4 exons.
CCCGUUUGGCGCCGGAGGUCCACGGUCUCGUCGAGGGCCAGCAUCUGUCGGUGGGGCAGACGCUAACGGCCAGCUGCACGGUGAAGGGAGGCAACCCACGGUGGCCACCGUCAGAUUCACAUGUGGACGUCUCGAUGACAACAAUGACAACGUCAACGGCGACGAGGUUUCCAGUUCCGUGACCUUUAACCCUGUGACAGCUGAAGACAAUGGAACCGUUUGCCUCUGCACAGCUUUUUGGCUUCCGAAGAAAGAAUUUUACGUGCUUAAGAAAUCAAUAAGGGUGACAAUUUCUGGUCCAUCUUACACUUCUGCUGGUUCCAGUGCUGAGACUCCGGUGUCCAUGGAAACAAUGGCUGCUGUUACCACAGUCUGUAUUGUCGUUGGCAUUGCUGUGUUUGCACUCAUCGCUUACUUCGUCAUCAAAAGAAAAGCUCGGCCCUAUGAUCAUCUGAACCUCAAGAACCAAUCUUAUCAUUGCUAUAGAGACCCACAAACUUCUCGCCCUACGGCUCCUGCCAGCUCCACGGACGAAGAAACUUAUGAAGAGGUGUGCGAUGACCCUAAAGUGCAGGUCCCAGCAUAUGAGGGAAUUGUUAGCAUGAGACCACACCCAGGCAAUCGUCCUACUCAUUCACCCAAGAACAGGUCCUUAUUCCCUUCCAACAAGCGCCGUUGCAAAGAGGACAAACCGGAUGGUCAGACACCCGUCACCAAGACAACCAUCACCAAGACUUUCUCAAACAAGGACCGCUCCAUCAAGGCACCCACGACCCAGUCUGAUGAAUACUUAGAACCAGUGCUUGCAGCUAAAGAGAAGGAGCAAACUUUGGAGAGACCAAGCAGCAGUCACUGCAACUAUUACUCGUAUCCGAGCAUCGCCUGUAAUAACCAGCAUCCCAGCAACAGCAGCAGGAGCAGCAAACAGCAACAAUAACAACUGAAGCCAUCAAAAUUAAACCAAAAGAUAUGCUAUCAAUAGCAAGAACAAACUUAAAGGCAGAAUAAAGACUGAACUGGAAGGAAUGGUUGGACCCAAGGGAGGGAGAUAAGGAACACACGCAAUGCCGGCGACCCCUAGUAGUUAUUUUUCUCAGAUUACUUCUAUUUUGUCCGACUAAUAGUAUCUCGUACAGUUCAGUCACUUGCUCUGAACGAUUGUCUUGAAAACAAAAGUGGGAAAGGAUUGGCGACAGAAUUGUCCUAUGGUUUGUCUUUCUGAUCCACGGAGUAUUUUGGCACACUAUGUUGUGAAUGUCAUUCUUCAAACCAGACUGCUUGGUCAGGUAGAAAAUGCAUUCUUAUUCAAGUUUAAUCACCACUAGCCCGCUAUUUAGUAUAAUUCCAGCAGUCAGUGUACAUAUUGUAAGUAAUCUGUAUUGUAAUGUUAAGUAUUUAAAAUGUGAAUAAAAUCGGACGUUCAUGGAACAUGAUGUAUAGUAACAUCGUACCCUUUUUAUCUCAUAUAAAUAUCUGCCACUCUGUAACAAAAACUAUCCUCACCAACAUAAUACCUAUCUCUCAUCAGCAUUAACAAGCUUUAACACCCUAAAAAUUGUUGAUUUGUUGUUGUUGUUGUAAUAUUUUGAAAAAUGUUCUGAAUAACACAUGUACAAGUUAUCAUAAAUGAUUCCGUUACUACUUUAACAUUUAAAUUCGUUGUUAUGUUUUAAUCUUCCUCUUCAAUGUAUAUUUAAUCAGUUUAAUCUCUUGUAUUCUAAUGCAUGUAAUAAAAGCGUUCAUCGAACACAAGACCAAAUUAUUUAUUUUUAAGUUUAAUUUAAAUUAAAAAUCUAGGAGCAAUACAACAUUUAGUAUAGUAUUUUGCACACAACCAUUAAGUUUGUUACACAACAACGAGAAACAGCCGUGCGUUGAGAAUUAGACGAAGCAUGUUAAUUUGUUCUUUUUAUGAUUGCAUGUUUAUUUAUCAAUCAUAUUUUACUGCUUACUGCUUUAGAUGUUCGAAAGAAUUUUAAGAACAGUAAUGAUCUGUGUACAAUCAAUUUGUGUUACAUUGCUGAGAAAUAGGAUUUAAAUGAAAGAGCUUUGCCAUGUUACCGUUGCGGCAAAUAAAAAUU